Molecule: messenger RNA, 494 nt
Organism: Arabidopsis thaliana (thale cress)
Lineage: Eukaryota; Viridiplantae; Streptophyta; Magnoliopsida; Brassicales; Brassicaceae
Product: ribonuclease III family protein
Exons: 2
Coding region: 184-417 (77 amino acids)
Source: RefSeq, marked reviewed
CAAUACUAUGAGAUUUUAAGUGACAGCUCUGCUUCUUGCAUCCUUCAAAGCAUAAGUUUGAACACCCGCGGUUUUGUUUUGAGCGGCUGGAAUAUGUAGGACAGAAGAUACAGGACAUAGCAAUGGCUGAACGUUUUGGACGCACCAGGGAAGUGGUUGCAAGAGAAGCAUAGAUGUCUAUUAAUGAACAAAUUCUGCGGCCGGUAUCUUAGAGAAAAACGUCUUCACAACUUUAUAAUAUACUCAGAGGAGGUUCAUGAUCGGUAUGAACAUAACCGGAGACUUAGGAAUCCGGCGACAACCGCUGUUCAACAAGCCAUUCACGGCCUCGCCUACACCAUCUACGGGAAACCCGAUGUUCGGCGGCUCAUGUUUGAGGUUUUCGACUUCGAACAAAUCCAACCUAAAGCUGUCUGAAAAUCGAAGCUGUCUCUCUCAUUUGUCUAAUGUCUUUUAGUAUACUACUGGGUUUGAUUUAUGUAGUUAAAUACUUC